Acipenser ruthenus (sterlet) is the source of this 3682-nucleotide messenger RNA. Its product is annotated as telomere repeats-binding bouquet formation protein 1-like. The record is from RefSeq and is a predicted model, not a curated record. Lineage: Eukaryota; Metazoa; Chordata; Actinopteri; Acipenseriformes; Acipenseridae. Bases 160 to 3033 code for a protein of 957 amino acids. The transcript has 21 exons. Gene Ontology annotation, biological process: homologous chromosome pairing at meiosis; meiotic attachment of telomere to nuclear envelope.
UGCCAUCGCAGUACUGCAUUGGAGAACUUCCGGCUCGUGAUAUUGCUUACCUGUCUCGCAGGCAGUGAAGCAGGCGGGAAGUGGACUUUCACAGACGUUCUGGUGUUUGUCAAGUGUAUAAAGUGUUUUUUUUAUAGAGUGGGAUUUCACUGACACAAAAUGGAUUUGUCAGACAAGGAUAGCAACAGGCAACAUUUUGCAAUGAAGACUGACUUGAAUUUGCUUCUGGAAUGUCUUAAGUAUCAAAUGGAUUCCCCUGCAUCCCAAAAACAAGCCCUGGUCACCAUCUGUUCCAUCUGUCAGCAAAACGGUGAUAUCAGUGAUUACUUUCGGGAGAUCGGUGGCCUGCUCUUUGUUUAUAACCUCGCCCAGUCCAAUCAGCAUUCUGAAGUGAAGGAGACAGCCCUCUUCACGUUAGGAGCGUUAGCUGAGAGUAGUGUCUUUUGCCAGCAGGUAUUGUGCAAUUCAGAAUUGUUUACAGAAGUAGGCAUGUCACUUUCACAGAACUCGCCACUGAAUUUGAAAAGGGUGGUAGUGUAUGUGGUGUUGGUACUGGUCUCCAAUAACAAAAAUGGACAAUCCCUUGUUAAAACAACAGGCUGCAUUGACAUUCUCCUUGACUUACUCAGAACCAGUUUUCCAUUCUCGGAUGAGAACGGCACAAAUGAAAAUAUUACCCAAGGCUAUCAGCUGUGGUCAUCUGUGUCAAGUGCUCUUUGUGCUUGUGUCAACAACCCCCAAAAUGAAGAGAAUCAACGGAUAUGCACAGCUGCCUUUCCGUUUUUAAAAGAGUGGCUGCAGAAAUGUGUUCGGAAAGAAAUAACACAGCCUAUUUAUUCAUUUGUCGGACUGACGGUUGCAAAUAAUCCCUAUUCUCAGGGCUUCUUUGCUGCAGUCUGUGGUUUGGAUACCCUGGCUCAGGUUUUUGUUAAACUGGUCGAUGAGUCCAGCAGAAACCCCUUGUCUGGCGAGCUUGCAGUGGUGGUGACAAAGACCCUGUGUGCCUGCAUUGCUGAUAAUGUUCCCCUCGCAGCUGGUCUCUCAAAAUAUCAUAUUGUUCCAAAGCUUUUGACACUGUUGUCAUGCAGUUGGCUGGACUCGGGUGGCAGGUUAUGCAUCAUCCUCACUAUAGGACAUUGCACAGAGGCCUGUGAGGCGCAUCAGUUUCAAUUACUAGAGAAUGGUGGUCUUCCACAGAUGAUUCAGUUUCUCUCACAAUCUCCCGAUGAAGAAUUAAACAAAGCUGCCACUUUUGUGCUACAAAGCUGCAAACAAAUCACCGAAAAACUGUCGCUUGGUCUGAAUGACCAUUCAAGGGAUAAGAGAAAUACACCCACAAUGCAAGGCACAUCCCACACUAAUUUGGAAAGCUACAGGAGGUCAGCAAAAGAAAUGAUGAAGAAAAUUGAUUUGAUAGAGAAGCAGCACACUGAGGAAAUGUACACAAGUGUUGAAGAAGAACCAAAUAAUACAAGAGAGAGUUUUCAAGCAGAUGCCCACGGCAGGGCCAAUUCCUUUUUAAACAAAAGACUGACCCAAUUGAUGGAAGGGAUAAGGAAGGACUUCUCUAAAAGUUCUUGUGGAGAGUCCUCUGAAGAGCUACCUGUCAGGAAGGUAAAAGGAGGGGGAGCUAAGAGAGACCUGCUCUUUCAGGAUGACAGAACAAGGAUAGAGAAUGCAGAACACACCCCAAAUCAAGCUAUAUUGGGAGACAAAGGGACCAUUCUGGGAAGCAGGAGAGAGACUGAUGAACAGGCAGACAGAACCAGAAACAAUGUCCUUGCGGACAGAGUAAGGAGGCAAAUAUUCAGUGUUAACAAUGAACUGCAAUGCACUAUUGAACAACAUGCAGUACCAGUGCAGCAGCAGCAAGUAAAGAUAGCACACACCGAAGGAGUGAAUGAAAGGACCUGGACACGGCAAGAAGAACAGGAAGAAGAAAUAGCCUCAGAUGAGCCACACGUUGGAGCUGCCUGCCCUAGAGAGCCUGCAGGUCAGCAGGGUACCACGCAUACCACCUCGAAGAGCAGCAUGAACCCUUCCAGUUCACUUCCUGCAGCAGGCCGGACUUCAAGCUUGUCUUCGGAAAGAGCCAAGAGAAAGAGAGAGAAUGAUGGAGAAUUGAGCCUCCCUGAUACAGUAGCAGAAAGGCUAUUUGUUUUCAAAUGUCCAGCCCCAGUUAACAUGAACAAGAAAAAACAGGAUCAUUUAGCUGCAUCUAUAAGAGAUGACAUGGCAGUGUGUUCCGAGAUCCUUGAUCAUGAAAUCAACAACAUUCUGAACACGCCUGCUUCAUCAGUUAUACAAAAGGCUUUUAGAUGUUCAGGAUGUGUGACAGGAGUGUCCCCUGUGAACAGUAGGAAUUUCAGCCAUAUCCUCCGUUCUUGCCCUUACAAAUGUGACAGGCACACAGUACUCCUGGAAACCGAGGACAGAUAUAAAAUGGAAGUUAAGAAGUCCCUAAAUAAUAAGAGAAACAGCCUGGCUUUCAACAAAAGUAAGAAUUUAGAUAUUCGGCUGACACCAGUACGAAAAGGAUCAUCGUUCAAGAAUUCCACCAGCCGCACAUACGAUUCAUACCAAAGAGCUGAGAGAUUUAUUUUGACUCCAAGAAAGAAACCUCAGAUUAGCACAUUGGAGGUACCAUCACAGAAUGGCAUUUCAUUGCCUUUGAAACCCACAGAGGCAACUUACAAGUCAAGUGGUGCAUGUCACAGGACAGACCACAGGGAGCGCUCAAAUGUUGAUAAUUACCAAGAAAGAGAAGAGGCAGAAGAAAGAGAUGUUUUCUCCUUUAAGGACGCUGAAGACUCACCCUAUGGCGUGGAAACUCAGAACCAGAAACCAAAGAGGAGAGAAAGGAAAAACUUCAGCAGGGAGGAAGUGGAGUAUCUGCUCGAUGGAGUGAAGAAACUUGGCACUCGCUGGAAUUCAAUCUUGUGGUCUUACCCCUUUCAAACGGGAAGGACCAAUGUGGACUUGGCAAAAAAGUACAAAAAACUUGCAGGUGCUUCACAAUUCUUUAAAAAAUAAAGCAUUUUAUAGUUAGAUGUCAAGGGUAUCAAUGUUUUACAUAUGCUACACUGAGUUGACAUUUUGUUAACCUUUUUGUUUGCAGAGAGCUCAAAGCCUGACAAAACAACUCUGGCAGAGUUCUUUCCUUUCUAUAUAGUUUGUGACAACUCACAAUACUGUACUUACUAGAAUAACCCACUUAUUAAUAUAAAUCUAUUCUUGAUUCCAAUGUUCAUUUAAAUACUGUUCUACCCUGCUGUUGAUUUUUUUUAUAUCACAGAAGUAUUGAUGCCUCAAUGGAACUUUGCAUUGUAUAAUUUAGCCACAGAUACAGAAGUUUUUCAUUCCCUGUAAAAAUGUGUAAACUAUAAAAAAAAAUAAACAGCUUAAAAUGGUCACAUGUCAGUUACGCCUUUAAGUAAUAAUUUAAAGAUCUAAUACAAUUUUUUUUUUUUUUUAAUACAUUUAGUUGUUGCCAAUUAUUUUUAUUAUUUUAUCCCAAUUUGGAAUGGCCAAUUAUUUUAUUAUGCUCAGCUCACCGCUACCACCCCUGCGCUGACUCGGGAGGGCGAAGACGAACACACGCUGUCCUCCGAAGCGCGUGCCGUCAGCCGACCGCUUUUUUUCACACUGCAAACUCACCAUGCAACCACCCAAGAGCUACAGC